Messenger RNA from Salvia hispanica, 795 nucleotides. Its product is annotated as ethylene-responsive transcription factor CRF2-like. Gene Ontology annotation, biological process: regulation of DNA-templated transcription. The record is from RefSeq and is a predicted model, not a curated record. NCBI's taxonomy places the organism in Eukaryota, Viridiplantae, Streptophyta, Magnoliopsida, Lamiales, Lamiaceae. Gene Ontology annotation, molecular function: DNA-binding transcription factor activity; DNA binding.
AUGAAGACGCUCCGCGUCUCCGUCACCGACGCCGACGCCACCGACUCCUCCAGCGACGAUGACGCCGCCUCUCACCUCAAGCGCCGUAGAGUCAGGAAGUACAUCCACCAAGUCACAAUUCUCCCCUGCUGCGGAGACGGAGACUACAAGGCGCGACCGUCGGAGAAGAGGCGGAGUUCUGCCGCCGCCGGAGGGAGAAAAUCGAAGAAUGCGGCGGGAAAGGGGGCGGAAGGCGGCGGGGCGAGGAAAUUCCGCGGCGUGCGGCAGCGGCCGUGGGGGAAGUGGGCGGCGGAGAUUCGAGACCCCAUGCGGCGGGUGCGGCUGUGGCUGGGGACCUACGACACGGCGGAGGAGGCCGCGAUGGUGUACGACCACGCGGCCAUCCAGCUGCGUGGGCCCGACGCGCUGACCAAUUUCAGCCCUAGGUACAACAAGGACAGCUCAGGGUACAACACCUCGUCGUCGCGCGAUAAUGCCGCGUCACCGAAAUCGGUGCUCCGCUUCUUCUCACCCGAGGCGGGGGCGGAGUCGCCGCCUGCGGCGGGAGAAUCCCAGGGCGGCGCGGAUUUUCCGAUUUUCCCUCUCGGCGACGAUUUGUUCUCGGAUUUGGGGGAACCGGUUGGCGAACCCGGCUGGUUUGAUCAGGAGACCGUUUUGUACGGAACGGAUAUCGCGUGGUGCUCUGACGUGGUUUCGGAGUCGGGUGCGGACUUGGGAGCCAGAUUCGGGUCGGGCGAUGAUUUCUUUCUUGAGUUUGGGGACGUCUUCGGGUCGGAUCCGCUUGUAACUCUGUGA